Molecule: messenger RNA, 3352 nt
Organism: Canis lupus familiaris (dog)
Lineage: Eukaryota; Metazoa; Chordata; Mammalia; Carnivora; Canidae
Gene: RAB7B
Product: RAB7B, member RAS oncogene family
Exons: 7
Coding region: 403-1005 (200 amino acids)
Biological process (GO): endosome to lysosome transport; phagosome-lysosome fusion
Cellular component (GO): phagocytic vesicle; lysosome; late endosome
Molecular function (GO): GTPase activity; GTP binding
Source: RefSeq, a predicted model, not a curated record
CCCCUCCACCCACACAGCUGAGCUCACCCAGCCUGCCUCUUUUGCAACUUUCCCAAGUCUGUGCAUGAAAGAGAGGAGGAAAACAGAAGGACGUUGCUUGGCAUCGACAAACCGUUCUGAUCCAAAGCCUUUUUCCUCUGAACGGCCUGAGACCUCUGCUCUAAGAGGAAACCCCCAGACUCAGAGAGCACGCCGCCUGCCCUCAUUUGCCGGAUGCUAGGCAGCCACAGCUGGUGGAUAUAUUUGUCAUUUUCUAAGACGUGGAGCAGGAAGGGGAGACACUGAAAGCUGGGUAUUUAGUAGACCGCCUGCUUCAGCCCUCUCAUCUGCCCCUGCUCACUGGCCUCCUGAUCAGCAGAAAGAACACUUCACCCAACACCACUGAGGCUCUGAAGCCCCUCCAUGAAUCCCAGGAAGAAGGUGGACCUGAAGCUCAUCAUCAUUGGAGCCCUGGGCGUAGGAAAGACCUCCCUCCUCCACCAAUAUGUGCACAAGACAUUUUAUGAGGACUACCAGACCACACUGGGGGCCAGCAUUCUCUCCAAAAUUAUCAUACUGGAUGACACAACUUUGAAGCUACAGAUCUGGGACACAGGCGGACAGGAGAGGUUCCGCUCCAUGGUGUCCACAUUCUACAAAGGCUCCGAUGGGUGCAUCCUUGCUUUUGAUGUCACUGACCUAGAGUCUUUUGAAGCACUGGAUACCUGGAGGGGUGAUGUUCUGGCCAAAACGAUUCCAAUGGAAACAUCCUACCCCAUGGUGGUGCUGGGAAACAAGAUCGAUCUCGCAGACCGGCAGGUGCCUCAGGAGGUAGCUCAAGGCUGGUGUAAAGAGAAGGAUAUUCCCUACUUUGAAGUCAGUGCCAAGAACGACAUCAAUGUGGUACAAGCCUUUGAGAUGCUGGCCAGUCGGGCUCUGUCCAGGUAUCAAAGCAUCUUGGAGAAUUACCUCACAGACUCCAUCAAGCUCUCACCAGAAGACCAGUCCAGGAGUCGGUGUUGCUAAUCAUCCAGACUCCCGCCCUGAUGCUCCGACGAAGCCCCUGGGGCCUGGGCAUCCAGGCCCCCACCAGCCCCCUGCCCACUCAAGCUCAGCCCAAGCAGCCGAGGCUCUGCAGCCAGAGCCCUUGAUCCCCUCGCAUCUGCGCUGGGUCCAGACCAGAGUACAGCCCCUGCCUCAGGCUGAGCCCAGUGAGGAUGGGGCUGGGCCCCCAGAGCCCCUGCCUGAACCCAGAGUGUCACAGCCGAAUCUUGGCCCUGGAGGAGUCACAGUCCCCUCACUGGCUCCAGCCUUCCUGCUCCCCCCGCCCCCAAACACACUCCUGCUCCAGAAUGCACAUCUCACAGGCAGACAGGCCGGAGUCUGGACUCUGGAGUCCUACUGUCCUCUCCUGUGUACAGGUGGGCCUUCCUUGCCCAUGCCAACACACACCUGCAAAGCCACAGCACAGCUGGGACAAGGGCACAGCUCAGGCCUAUCUUGGUGACUAGGCCAGGAAGUGAGGGCCUAGGUCUCAUGUGAGGGCCUGCCUCAACCCCUGGUGGCCUCUCUUCAGGCCUGGAACACUGCUCUGCUCCCUCCAGGACAUAGGAAAAUGCCCAGGAAAAGGCACCAAGGACCGGUUCAUUCAUCUCUGCUAGACACUCAGACAACUCCUCUAAAUCUCUCUGAGCCUUGGCUUGCUCGUCUGUCAAAUGGGGGUGGUGCGUGCCCUGCCCACAUCAGACUCUAUGAUUCUGAGGACCAGAAGCUCCGCUUAAGUCUCAGUUGCUCUUGUUGAUACGCAUUUAUUUAUUCCUUCAGCAAGUAUGGUUGAGGAUCUACUCUGUACCAUGCAUUGAGGUCCGGGGACAAAUGAAACCAACAAGGACCUGCUCUCCUGGACCUGACAUUCUGAUAAGGGAGAGAAGCAGUACACACAGAAUUUAAACAGAUAUUUUCCAAGAGUAGAUAAGUGCUUGAACAAAGCAAGCAAGGUAUUGGAAUAGAAAAGGACAGGAACUGAGGUUGGUGCUAUUUCAGACAAAAUGGUCCUGGAGGGCUUCCCUGAGGAGGUAUCCUUCGGCCCAGGACUAGAGAAUGAACAGCUGACUGCCACUGGAGACAGAGCAUUCCAGGGAGACGGCACAGCAGGAGCCAAGGCCCUGAGGUGAGGACAAGCUUGAUGUGUUCCAAGAGCAGCGAAAGGACAUUCACUGACCUGAAGACUCAAAGCUGGUGUCCCCAAGACGAGCAAAGGAGACUCCGCCCCCGGGUGGCUCCUUGAUCUUCUGGUGAUUGGCCUCCAGAGGGCAGCAGUGUCCUUCCCUUGCAGGCUGAGUGGCCAGUGGCCGCUGCAGGACACCUGAAAGCGAGGCUUUUCUCUCUGUGCUCAUCCUCAAAGCUUGUUCUCAGGCUGUGGGAUUGCUUAAGCCGGUGAGAUUCGUGGGGCAGGAGAAUACCAAUUUCUUAAACCUAGUAAGAAAUGGGCAAAAAACUGAAACAUUAAUGAUUCAGGCAAGAAAUCCUUAUCAGUGACAAAUACUAGAAUGAGAGACCUGGGAAACUCAUGGGCUCCCUGUCCAUGCAGACUCUUCUGGCAUAGACAGCAUGGACAGGGCCCAGCCUGAAGGGGGUGGACGAGAUGACCACUCAGAGGCUCCCAGGCCGCAUCAUGCCCACCAUGGAAGUCUCCUGUCUACACAGAGGUAUCCUGCCCUGAGCUCCAAGCAGAGCUGGAAUGUUAGGGUAGGACUUCUGAUGUCAUCUGACUCUGAAGAUCCUCCCAGAGGUAGGGAAUCCUGGGAGGGGAGGGGUCAGCAGGAGAGUUUGGGGAGCCUCAUCUCCCCCACCCAGCUGUGGAGGAAGGACAGGCUUGUCCUGGGCAGCGGCAUGGAUCUGGCAUAUGAGCAGGUGGCGGGGAGCAAGCCACUGUCUCUGUGUCCAUGGAGUGGCAUUCUGCAUGUCACACAGGCUCUCCUGGGAGUUCGUCAGACUGUGGAUGGGAUGUGUGGUGUCAGGUGUGUAUCUACAGCAGCUCGUGCACCGCAGUGGACAUAUGAAUGUUUCUAAGUGCAUGCAACAAAUAAUAAAUGUGUCCUUCUUUAUUUUUUUCCUUUUUGGUAUUUUGUUAUUAGGUUUAAAAAGCAAACAGAGGCACCUGGGUGGCUCAGUCAGUGAACUGUCAGCCUUUAGCUCAGGUCAUAAUCCUGGGGUCCUGGGAUGGAGCCCCACGUUAUGCUCCUGGCUUAGCAGACAACCUGCUUCUCCUUCUCCCUCUGCCUGCAGCUCCUCCUGGCUUGUACACUCUCUCUCUCUCUCAAAUAAAUAAAUGAAAUCUUUAAAAAAAAACAAUAAAAUAAAGCAAAAAACA